GUACAUCAUCCAUAGCUUAAAGCUUCAGCUUUGGGUCUACACUUGUUCAUCCCUCCAUGAACGGUUUCUGCAGAGAACUCAGGACUGCUAGUUUCCGAACAAACUUGCGCUCAUACUCUAAUAAUACUAGUCUUGCGUCUGCAGCAGUACAUCGUAACCGUUGGUUCCUCUAUACCCGUGCUUUCUCAGCUUCUGUAGAUGCGGAGCCUUCGGAUACACCAAAGCACAAACCAAAAGCAAGCACACCACUUCGUCGUAGUGCGUCUGCAUCGAUACCCAUUCGCUCCAACCCGACACCUACUAGAAGUUCUAUCAAGCCUGUGAUCACUCUUGCGACAGCAGAACGAUACCUAUUGUCAAGACUACGUUCUCGUCUUCCAGAUGCUCAGACACUUCAUGAUUCCUGGUGGAUUCCACAAUGGGGUGACGGGGGCGAGAUUUUUGUGUUCUCGAAUGGAAGUUUUGUGUGCUGGGGUCUUGGAGAGGGAGAAGCGCGACGAUUUGCACGAGAAGUCCUUGCCCCUAGUGAGGUUGGCCGGUUAAAGGAUCCAGAGACAGAGGAACUGGAAUUUGUGACAGAUCCAACAGAAAAAACUCGAAUACAAGGAGAUUUAAUCAUACUUGGACGUGUAGCACCACUCGAGUACCCUGAAAACGCCCCUACCGUACCGCCAGUUUCCCCUGCACUCCCCGCAGAUACCCUUCUGGCACGAUAUACAUUCUCCCAAGCACUAUCACGUUCUACAGCUCUUUCAGGUCUUGAAGAAUCACUUGAGGACUAUCUCUCCUCCGUAGCACUUCUCCCGCACUCCCUCGAGAAGACGGGCAAGCCUGGUCUGAGCAGGGAAGCCCUUAUCAAGAAGCUCGGAGCGCUUAUGAAGUUUCGCCAGGGCCUUAACCUCAACAGGGAGAACUUCUCUGAUACCCCAGACUUGUACUGGACUGAGCCUGAAUUAGAAGGUUUCUUCAAAUCGAUGACGGCGGCUCUCGAAGUGAAGGCAAGAACCAACGCGGUCAAUGAGAAAAUCACCUAUGCCACGGAGGUGCAAUCAACUCUCCGUCAGCUACUUACGGAGUCAUCUACUCAUCGGAUGGAACUUGUGAUCAUCGCCCUUAUUGCUGUGGAAGUUGUCAUCGUAUGUCAUACAACGGUUAUUUUAAUUUUGCUUCAUCUUAUGCACUUUCCUGUUUCAGGCUCUCAUACGGGAUGGCCCCGAACUCUGGCAAAUGGUUUUUGGAUCAUCUCAUGUUGAAGAUCAGAUACCAUCACCUCAUUCAUAGGCGAUCAAGAUCCCUAGUCCUCAUUGGGCAGGAAUCUUUACGAUUUGUGGGUGCUAUUCUGAAUUCAGACGUCAUUCGUGUUGAUCGGAUUGACCUACAGCUCCACCUCUUACAUUGCAU
Messenger RNA from Suillus discolor, 1401 nucleotides. RefSeq lists its product as uncharacterized. The transcript is spliced from 5 exons. NCBI's taxonomy places the organism in Eukaryota, Fungi, Basidiomycota, Agaricomycetes, Boletales, Suillaceae. Gene Ontology annotation, biological process: positive regulation of mitochondrial translation. The record is from RefSeq and is a predicted model, not a curated record. The coding region runs from base 57 to 1253 and encodes 398 amino acids.